Molecule: messenger RNA, 898 nt
Organism: Schizophyllum commune H4-8
Lineage: Eukaryota; Fungi; Basidiomycota; Agaricomycetes; Agaricales; Schizophyllaceae
Exons: 6
Coding region: 84-707 (207 amino acids)
Source: RefSeq, a predicted model, not a curated record
CUCGCAACCACCGCACUCUCCGUCGUUCUGCUUUUGAGACCCUUUCGGCUUCCUUCCCCUUCGUCUUGUUUACAUCGAACGCGAUGACCGACCUCACUUCAGAGAGCAAGUUCACCCCCUCUAAGGUUGUCGAUGAGACAAAGGAGAGGGACUGGCCGGCCAGCCUUGGAAUGAUGGACUGGGACAGUACGCGAAUUAUCUUCACCAAGAGGUCGUUGAUUGAAUUUCUCAAGUAUACUGGAACCACAGUGGAUACCAACUUCCAGAAUAUACAGAAGCUGCCCAAAUAUGCCUCGUUUGGCAAGAUCAGUGGACCCGCCCCAGAUGCAGCGGAAAGCUCGACGCCCGAAGCGGCAUCGCCACAGGCAGUAGGAGGCUCUGACGAGUUCAAGCCCACGCGCCGUGUGCGUACGGUUCCUGGUGGCGCGUCGAGCGAUAUCUUCUCGCACCUGGACGACGGAAGCGCGGUCGAUGAGCCAGCACCGAAGCCCAACCGCUCCCCCGACCCCGCCCCAGAGCCUCAGGAUGAGGGUCUGCACGGUUUUUCGAGCGACUUCAAGCCCAGCAGACGUGUUCGUUCGAAUCCUGGCGGGAACAGCAGCAUAGGUUCGUUCUUUGAAGCCCCGGAUGACGCACAGAAGGCCCUUCCAUCGCGUCGCGUGAGGCAGAACCCUGGUGGUCAGGACAACAUAGGCAGUUUGUGGUGAUCUGGAGUAGGAUCGUCUCGCGCUAAUGUGUAUAUGUGAUGUUGGAUGUCACAAGCCUGCCACUGCACACUUCGUAUUCCGCUUCACCGGGUUUGGGGUUCUGAAGGGAUCUGCUGUACCUCCAGGUCCAAGUUGGAUUGUAUUGUAUGCUUUUCUCACGCAAUGGAUAAGUUACCGGACCGAGGCUCAGC